UAUAUUAAUUUAACUAUUUUCAGGAGAAAAUGUAAUGUAGAGUGCCAAACUUAUAAUCUGUGAUACAAAUAUGUUUAGAGAGUGAUGCUUACUGACGCAAAAAACGGCUAACAGAAGUGCUCAUGAAUUCAAAUUAUUGAUCUAAUUGGUCUUUACGCGGUAGAAUCACAUUGUACUGCAUGGAGAAGACUUGUUUACAUUCAGACCAUGCUCCUGUGACGUCAGGCGUACUGUACCGACCAUUAAGUGUACUGCAGCUGGUUGUACAGAUUUACCGUGUUAAUUUAACUCCAAUAUGAAGGAGUUUAAGGUGGUAGUUCUGGGGUCAGGAGGAGUGGGUAAAUCAGCCUUGACUGUACAGUUUGUUAGUGGACGGUUUAUGGAGAAAUAUGAUCCAACGAUAGAAGAUUUCUAUAGAAAGGAGAUCGAGGUGGAUAACUGUCCCUGUGUCCUGGAGAUCCUUGAUACUGCUGGGACCGAGCAGUUCGCCAGUAUGCGGGACCUUUAUAUCAAGAACGGCCAGGGGUUUGUCGUCGUCUACUCACUCACAAAUCAUCAAACCUUCCAGGACAUUAAAACUAUGCGUGAUCAGAUAGUUCGAGUGAAAGGAUCCGACCGUGUUCCUAUCCUUCUGGUCGGUAAUAAGGUCGACCUAGAGAGCCAGCGCGAGGUCCCAACCGUCGAGGGAAUGGCGCUCGCUCAAAUCUGGGGAUGUCCGUUCGUCGAGGCGUCUGCGAAGAACCGAAUGAACGUGAACGAAGUGUUCGCCGAAACAGUUCGAGAGAUGAAUAUGAGACCGGACAGUAAAGAUCGUGAAAUCAUCUGUACUUGUUGUGUUAUAUCGUAGAAGAUCUCACGGACCGUCAACGGUCAUAAAAAAACUAUUCAUUAUAAAGAAAUUGUAUUUUUGAUAAAUGUAACCUUACAUAACUCCAUGGAUAGAUUGGAAUGUUCCUAUUAUAAAGUCAUGUUAAGGCAAAUUUUGUGUUAGCAAUUUUGCGUUUCAGAAAUUGUGAAAAAAUUUAUCUUAAAAAAUGUUUUUGUAUUAAAGAUGAUUGAGAUGAUUUAGUCUAGAAAUGGGCGCUUUUUUGUCAAAUAUUUUCCAUCUACUUAUCUUUCCUUUUAAUUGAUAAAUUCGUCUCUUCUUGAUAUUUUUUAAAAAUAUUCUUAAAACCUUCAAGUCUUGCCUCGGAUAAAAAAAAUAUUUCCCCCUACCGCCACCAACACCACUUACUCAAAAGGAACUGUACAGUGCUCUUAAAAAUACUAAGCACAAAGCAACCCAUAAAUAUUUUUGUGUGCAAAGAAAUUAUAAAAGAAGUUGUUUCCAAAUCAUGCGGAUUUCAAUUCUCAUAAGCUCAAAUUUGCCAAUUUUAAAAAAUGCGGGAAAUUGAAUUCCAGUCGUAUUAAAUUAAAGCAAUAUUUUAAACCGCACGAAAAAGUCUUGUUAUACUUAAGGAACUACGUAAUAUUUUGAUUUACAAGAUAUCAAAUUUUCAAACUAUUCAUGUUUUUUUAAAUGAUUUGAUUAAACAAAUGAGCUCUUGAUUAUUAAAUGCAAUUAUUUAGUUUCUAACGAGAAUCGUAAAGAUUUAAAAAAUGUGUUGAUUUAGUUACUGGUGUACUUAUUUAAACAUCACCUAGAGAUUCAAGUAUUGAACGGUUAUUAUUUCUUCCAGUCAAGUCUUCUAUGCAAUCCCUAAUAUUAUUUAAGGUUUAAACUUUAAAUUCAAUACUUGUUGUGUAUACUCCUCUGUAAGUAUGUAAAUAAACGUAUAUAUAUGGGGGCCUAACAGUGAUAUAAGGCGUAAAUUUCUUUUUUUAGGGUCAUUUUAUUUUAUCAGGGCUUUAAACAAAGUUAAAUAUUAUCAAACACCAAACCCGAUAUUUAAAAGUUUUAUUUCUUCAAAAUUGCGGUUCUUAAUUAAUGGAAAUGCAAUAGGGUAACAUUUAUUUGGAUCUUUUUAAUGUCGAAAAUUAUUUUGUCAUGGAUGGGGGGAGGGGUAAACUUUAAAAUUUUAUGUCCCUAAAUCCAAUGUUACUUCCUAUGUGACCUUAAACUGUAAUUUUUAUAUGGUAUGAAUAAGAAUAUAUAUUCUUCAGAUUAAA
Molecule: messenger RNA, 2109 nt
Organism: Eurytemora carolleeae
Lineage: Eukaryota; Metazoa; Arthropoda; Copepoda; Calanoida; Temoridae
Gene: Rap2l
Product: ras-related protein Rap-2c
Exons: 4
Coding region: 296-847 (183 amino acids)
Biological process (GO): negative regulation of cell migration; Rap protein signal transduction
Cellular component (GO): plasma membrane
Molecular function (GO): GDP binding; GTPase activity; GTP binding
Source: RefSeq, a predicted model, not a curated record